This is a messenger RNA of Myripristis murdjan (pinecone soldierfish), 3410 nucleotides long. RefSeq names its product G patch domain containing 2 (gene gpatch2). Lineage: Eukaryota; Metazoa; Chordata; Actinopteri; Holocentriformes; Holocentridae. The transcript has 10 exons. The record is from RefSeq and is a predicted model, not a curated record. The coding region runs from base 121 to 1713 and encodes 530 amino acids. Gene Ontology annotation, molecular function: nucleic acid binding.
CUCCUCCUGUCGCAUAUUGAUCCAGCUAGCCAACUAGCUAUUGUGUCAGAAUGGUGUCUGUCGUGAGUAAAUGUGUGUUGGUUGUUUCUGGCUGAAGGUAUUUGGCAUUUGGCGGCUUUAAUGUUCCGUGCAGCUAAUCUAAAAACCAUCGGUAAAGCGGGAACGGGCUGGCACUUUCGCCGGACGAUGGACGAGUUGGUCCAUGACCUGGUGUCAGCACUGGAGGAGAGCUCAGAGCAGGCGGCGCGUGGUGGCUUUGGGGAUGGAGGAGACCAUGCUCUGGCUGUGGGCUGUCUGCUGAAGAGGCAGGCUCGAAAGCGGCGGGGCCGAAAGCGGCGCUCCGACAACCCCCACCCACCCUGGGAGACGGGCCACCUCAGUGAGGGCUCAGAGUCCAGUGUAGAUGAACACAAGGACUACCGUGCCAGCACAGGGAGUGUCUCUGCUGCGAACAGCCAUGCCCGCGACAACAGCGACUCAGACGAACAGCUGGGCCCCAAACGGCGCACCCCCCUCACAGCUGACAUGGGCCGAAGUAAGCGUCCACUCUGGCAGGAUGACCUGGGAGUCCUGGGCUCCGCGGAGGGCACCCGUAGCCUGAGGCGGCGGCGUAAAGUCAAACGCAUGGCUGUAGACCCACCUCUGGAGUCGGGUACCCCUUCUACAGCCAUACUAGGACCCCCGCCUGUUCCUAAGGGCCACGCUGGGGCCAGGCUCCCUGGGGUGGGUGCCGCUGAGGGAAGGGGUGCAAUGGAGCUCUGUGGAGGCGGGGUGGCAGGGCCAGGGGGAGGGAAGAGCAGGGUGAAGAAGAGGAAACUGGCCGCCCACAGGCUGGGAGCCGAGGCUGCAGAUGAAGGGGUGGUAGUGGAGAGCGAGGAUCCCAUCUCUGCACCGAUGGAUGGAUCCAAGGACAAGAUGGAGUUGGAAGAGCAGAAGGGCUCAGAUGAGGACAUGAGUGACAGGUGUGAGACCAGCAGUGUGAGUAACAGCAGUGAUGGAGGCCUCUACACCAAUGAUGAAGGGAGGCAAGGUGAUGAUGAGCAGAGUGACUGGUUCUAUGAGGGGGAGCCAGGCUCCGGUUCAGGAUCAGGGGGGGCGUGUGGGGUUGCCGGAGUGGUUCCCUGGUGGGAACGAGAGACAGGGUCGGAGGAACUGGACCUGGUGGACCCCGUCUUCAACAGCAUCCUCACCGGAUCCUUCCCCCUCAUGAGCCCUGGAGCACAGAGAGGCUUCCAGGCCAGACUGAGUCGUCUCCAUGGAAACCAGCAGACCUCCGAGGGGGGCCUGCAGGGGGGCUCUGGCCAGGGCUUCAAUGACAGACUAGGGCGACAAGCCCAAGACUCCCAUGAGCCGUGGUUUAGCCCAGGCUCGAGGAGAGAACACGGACAGCUGCAUUGGGACUCGCGGACAGACAGAGGACAUAGGAGAAGCUGUUCCGUAAAAACGGCCAGCAGACAGACCAGCGGUCACCUAGGCUCUCUAUGUACCGGGGAUGUCAAGCGGAGGCGUAAAGCAGCCCCCCUCGGCUGCACCGCCCCCUCAGGAGUGGUCGGGGAGAAUGCGGCUCCUAUCCCAGAGACGAACAUGGGGAACCGCAUGUUACAGAGCAUGGGCUGGAGCCCAGGGAUGGGCCUUGGUCCAGAGGGCAGGGGGAUCACCGAGCCCAUCCGGGCCACACAGAGACCCAAGGGCACAGGUUUAGGGUUCAACUGAGCCGCAGGUUUGUGGAUCCUGAACCUGAGGCAGGCUUGGACUGGACCACCCAAAAGCUAUCAAGAGGAUGGACUCAAAGUGUUGCUUAGGGUGAUGAACAGUGAAAAGGGGUCCAGAGUAACCCUGCCACGUGAGUCGUGAAAAGAGAACAAUUGAGACUUAUCUGCAGAAAAAAUGAGUCUUAGGAAUGGAGACUGUUGAGAGACGAACUUCCCCAUAUUGGGGAAAUGACAGGAAGACAAGGAUGUCUAUACAGUCUACGCACACAGAAGGAGAGAAUGAAACACGAGCAUGACUGAAUGAGACUGAACUGGCAGAAAAGACCCCCUGCAAACAUUCUCCAAGGCAAGAAAUGAAUGACAUUCACGCCUCAUUGUUAGUGUGUUAAAUUGGCGGCCCGCCUCAGAUCUUUUACCUCAGACGGCAGUGUGACAGGCCAGAGACAUAGGGUAUGUUUCUUUUCAGUAAGUAGCAUUGGUUAGAAACCUAAAGAUAAAUGGCUUUGUCUGAUAUUGCACAGGAAUUUUGGAAAUGAAAUCAAAGACUGUUCAAGUUGGCCAUACCUCAAGGUUCAGUUCUAGGUCCUUUUAAAAACUGUUAACCUGUAUAAUGAAAAUGCAGUGAAGUUAGGCUAUAAUGUAGUGACUGUAAGGAUGUGUGCUGGGAUAGAUGGAUUUUUUUUUUCCCAUCAUUUUUUAAGAGGAAAAAGUAGUGUCGGUAACACUGCAGAAUGUUUUAAUGUGCCCAAAGAAGAAAACAAAUUCAAAACCACAUUUCCCUUUCAUUUAGCACCACUGUGUAUGCAUGUGCAGCUGUGGCUAUAGCAGGAUUCCGCUGAUGUUUACUGUAAACAAAUGUUUGAGCACGUGAGCUGCAGUCUUGCUAACGUUUUGCUUUACUGGUAUUGUUUAGGGAUGAUUUUUAUCCUCCUGACAACUGUUUUAACUGCAGACCACAGUGUACUGUACACAAUAGCUCAUGCUCAGUGAUUUUAUACAUGUGACUAAUCCCACGUUAAAGGUAUUACAGGGUUCCCCCUGCAGGUCUGGAAGGUAAAAUAGCCAAUUUCCACAUCUUAAGAAUUUGUAUUUGCACAAAAAAAAAUACAACUAGAAAAUUUGUUGAAAUAAUGCUAUCCCACAACAGCUGCAUAUUGGACCUCACUGGAGACCCCACAUUCAGUUAUAUGAGAAAAUUGUGUUGUGUCUUAAUCUAUAGGAUAUGUGGCUUAGUUAGCAUACUACCCUCCAACCAUCAGCAUACUGUACUGAAUAGGGUUUGAAAAAAGAUCAUUGAAAAAUCAUUAAAAAAAAAAAAAAAUUAUUAACUUCUCACAAAUGUUCUGGUUGUAUGGUCUGACUGCUGCCCAAAAACAUUGUUUCCUGUUGGUGGAACUGCUGUCAAACUUUUUUUUUUCUUUUUUUUUUUUUAAAUAUAAUAUGUGGUCACUUAACACACUGUAAUAGGACUGCAAAAUGGAGUCUGUUGAGAUACAGUGUAUUCCUUUGACUUUAUGGACAGUGUGAAGCAGAUGUGAGUUGUGUGCCAGCGACACAGCAGCAGGUCAGACAUCAGCCUCCCCACACACACACACACACACACACACACACUCACAGGUUUGUGUAACACGGUUCGAUCAAAGUGUAACAGCGGGAAAGACAUGACAUCCAUCGAUUAAAUCCGAACUGGAACCAGAA